This is a messenger RNA of Oreochromis niloticus (Nile tilapia), 3056 nucleotides long. It is a transcript of the gene mep1a.1, whose product is annotated as meprin A, alpha (PABA peptide hydrolase), tandem duplicate 1. Bases 864 to 2675 code for a protein of 603 amino acids. The record is from RefSeq and is a predicted model, not a curated record. Gene Ontology annotation, molecular function: zinc ion binding; metalloendopeptidase activity; protein binding. The transcript has 14 exons. Lineage: Eukaryota; Metazoa; Chordata; Actinopteri; Cichliformes; Cichlidae. Gene Ontology annotation, biological process: proteolysis. Gene Ontology annotation, cellular component: membrane.
GAAUCAGAAAGACUAUUUAUCCCCAAGGGGCAAUUAAGAUACAACAGAGCAGCAUGGCAUUGAAGAUAAGGACAGGGCAUAAACAGGCACUAAGAGUGAGAUAAUAAAUACACAGAAUAUACAGUAUAUACACAGUUUUAAAAUUAAAGUGACUGAAGGUGAAUAAAUAACUGUAAGUGACUAAAAGUGAGUAAAGUGUCUGCAGUAUAAAAAGACUGUAGAGUAGUUUAUGUUUAUGGGUGUGGGAAAUGGUCUAAGCAGGGUGGCUUUGGGGACAAAGGUGGCUCUCCUCCUCUCAGUCCUGCAGGAAAUGCAGCGGAGGCGUCGCCCAGCGAGGAGCCAUUGAAAUGCAGGGGAAGAAUGUGAGAGGGGUCGUUGAUGAAAACCUGUGCCAGAGUUCUGACAGGCAGGCCAAUGAUUUUAGAUCACACUGAUGCAGUGUGCUGCAGUCUGUUCCUGUUCAGAAGGCUGAGGUAAUGGAACCAGCAGGUAAUGGCGAAAGUCAUGAUGCUUUCCAGAAAGGCAUAGUAAAAAGUCAUAAUGAUGGGUGUGCUGACUGCAAAGGAGUUUCCUCACAUAUCACAUAAAAAAUCAGCAUUUGUGCUCCUGACUGAUUGCUACACUGAAUUCUGGGUUGCCAUCAGAGAAUCUAAUAAUACCCAGGCAAUAGCCUAAGACAGGAAGGGCAGAGAUAUUCACGCCACCUCAGGCUGAUGCACAUGUGAAAACACCCACAAAUCAGUAACAAUUUGAGUCAAAGUCCCUCAGUUACUGUUUACAGCUGGCAUAAAGCUCCUCCACUUCCAAAGGUCGUAUUAUUUGUAAACCAAAGAAGCAGCAUUUACGUGGGGACACGCUGCAUCAUGAUGGAGAGAGUGCUGUUAUUGUUGGGAUUAGUGGUUCUGCACACUUCAUACACUAUACCAAUUUCCCCUGAAGUACACGAGGUGUAUGAGAAUGGAGAAGAUGAGAAUCCUAUCUUAAACUUGGGAUCAGAUGCCAACCUGUUUGAAGGGGACAUUUUAAUUCCCAAAGGGAGGAAUGCCCUCAUUGACCGAAGAUACAGAUGGAAAUUUCCGAUCCCUUACAUUCUUGGUGAUGAUUUGGAUCUGAAUGCCAAAGGCUGCGUCCACCAGGCAUUUGAAAUGUACAGGCUCAAGUCUUGCGUUGACUUCAAGCCUUAUGAGGGAGAGAAGACCUACAUCAAGUUUGAAAAGAGAGGAGGGUGCUUUUCUAGUGUUGGUGACCAGCAGACAGGUCAGAUCCUGUCACUGGGACCAGGCUGUGACCACAAGGCGGUGGUUGAGCAUGAGCUGCUCCAUGCGCUGGGAUUUUACCAUGAACAAUCCCGCAUGGACCGGGAUGACUAUGUCAACAUCUGGCUGGACCAGGUUACGCCAGGACUUCAACAUAACUUCAACAAAUACAAUGACGACUUCAUCACUGAUCAAAACACUGCAUACGACUAUGAGUCCGUCAUGCACUACAGGCCCUUCUCCUUCAAUAAGAAUGAAUCCAUCCCCACUAUCACCACCAAAAUCCCAGAGUUCUACAAUAUUAUUGGCCAGUACCUUGAUUUCAGCAAGAUGGACACCCUCAGGCUCAACAGGAUGUACAACUGCUCUGGCCCGCUCACCCUGCUGGAUCAGUGUGCCUUUGAGUAUGCAAGCAUUUGUGGGAUGAUCCAGGCCUCCUCUGAUGAUGUGAAGUGGGUCCACACUCAGAGCUCUGCAGGCGCACUGGAUCACACACUCCUGGGACAAUGCAGAGAUGCUGGAUACUUCAUGCACUUCAACACUAUGACUGGGGAGCCUCAGGAGUCUGCUAUGCUGGAAUCACGAAUCCUCUACCCCAAGAGGAACCUUCAGUGUCUGCAGUUCUUCUACAAGAUGACAGGGGGCCCCGCGGACAGGCUGGUGAUAUGGGUCAAGACAGAUGAUGGCACAGACACUGUUCGCAGGAUGAAGAAAAUACGCACUUUUUAUGCGGAUGCUGACCAUACGUGGAAGAUCACCCAUAUUCAGUUGGAAGUGGAUGUGAAAUUCCGCUAUGCUUUCCAAGCUGUGCGUGGGGACCCCUCUGCUUCCACCGGUGGCAUCUAUAUCGAUGACAUCAGCCUGACCGAGACGCGCUGUCCCAAUGCUGCGUGGCGAAUCCAGAACUUCUCCAAGAUCAUGGAAAUGGCUGACACCAGCACAGUUAUCGACAGCCCACGCUUCUACAGCCCUGAAGGUUACGGUUAUGGUGUUCGUGUCAUACCUUUGUCAAGUUACACUGAUUACACAGGCAACUACACCGGGCUGUACUUCCACUUGGCCAGUGGGGAGAAUGAUGUGGUGAUGCAGUGGCCAGCAGUAAACAGACAGGCCACGUUAGUGGUGAUGGACCAAGACCCAGACAUUAAGCUGAGGAUGUCCUCUGCUCGCAGUCUCACUACUGACAUGAGGACGACAUCAGAUGGAAAGUUACUGUGGGACAAUCCCUCUAAGGUGGGGAAGUACGACCCCUCCUGUGACUGCUACAGGGGACAGUCGUGGGGCUGGAGGAACUUUAUCAAGCACUUUGACCUCAGGCGCCGUAAUUACCUUAAGAAUGAUGACCUCAUAAUUUUUGUCGACUUUGAGGAUAUAACCUCACUGAUCUACACUGAAGUCCCCAUUAAGCCGGUAGAGUAAAAUCGCGCAGGCCUCAGUGCUGGAGAAACUGAAGAUGCAUCACAGCAUCCAGCUGGGAUGAGACGAAACACCUGUGAUGAUGAAAAAAGGGGAUGAAGGAUGAUUGGGGCUUCAAAACUGCUCACAUUCAAAAUCUAGUCAGUUGGUGGGUGAUCUGAACAUUCAAUUUAAAAUAUGCAUUAAAAGCUUUCACUGAAAUGUUUUGUAAAGUAAAGCUGUUAAAAUAAAACUAUAAACUAGUAAACUAUGUCUUUCCAAUGUGAUGGUUGUGUGAAGUUUGGUCAGAGGGUUCCUUUGUAAGUGUGCAUGUGCCAUUAGCGUACUGCCUACUGUAACCUAUAAUUUUCUUCAGGAUUAAUAAAGUAUUUCUGAUUCUGAAAA